Messenger RNA from Stylophora pistillata, 652 nucleotides. RefSeq lists its product as uncharacterized. The record is from RefSeq and is a predicted model, not a curated record. Lineage: Eukaryota; Metazoa; Cnidaria; Anthozoa; Scleractinia; Pocilloporidae.
AUCACGUUCAGUAUCGAAAGAAUCGAUACUCAUUGCUGUAUCGAUAUUUUUCGAUCCGACCUCGGUAUCGCUUGUAUCGAAUAUUUGGUAUCGGUGUCGGCCCAUCCUUACUUUUAGUGCUUUCGUGCCAAAAGUUUUAAAGAUAGUCUUGCUUCUCUAGUGAACCCACUAGCUCACAUAAUGGCAAACAGUCAAAUUGAGGUCAAACAACUGAGAGAGAACUCAAAGAGAUUCACUCUUGAGAGUAUUAAAUCAUUUAGCAGAGGAGCUGCAUAUGACUGUUGGCUUCCUCCAACAAGGAGUGUGGCAAGAACACGCCUACCGCAGAACACAGUAACAAGACAAGUGACAAACCCCUUCACCCUGAAGUUUCUCCCUCCAGAAAACCAAGCUCUGAAGUGGAAAGAUGGCAUCACCUGCAAGAAUCAGCAUAAGAAUGGAACAUUUGUUUAUGCUGAAAAUGUGCAUGGCUGCUUUGAUCUCUCCUGUUUGCAAAGCAUGCUCAAGCUUAACAGUGCCAAAUCAAUUAAGAAUGCAGUUCAGAAAGAGAUUAAAUGCCGGUUUGCAGCUCCAUACAAGACAUUCCGGCAACAGUACACCAGCCUCCUGCAUCAUCCAUUGAGCAAUUUAAGGAUUUGAUAUACUCAGUAAG